AGAGUGCCACGCUGUCCCUAGAGUUUUGGCCUGUGUUCGUGCAGUCCAGGGGGCUGGAUGGCAUGCUGGACCCAAGCUCACCUCAGUGUCUGGGCCCAAUAAAGGCUUUGCCAAGGACGCAGCUUUCUAUCCUGGCCACUGUAAGGUGCAUAGCGUAAUGUCCAUGUUGUUCUACACUCUGAUCACAGCGUUUUUGAUCGGCGUACAGGCAGAACCAUACACACAUAGCAAUGUCCCAGAAGGAGACUCUGUCCCCGAAGCCCACUGGACUAAACUUCAGCAUUCCCUUGACACAGCCCUCCGCAGAGCCCGUAGUGCCCCUGCUGCACCAAUAGCUGCCCGCGUGACAGGGCAGACUCGCAACAUCACUGUGGACCCCAGACUGUUUAAGAAACGGAGACUCCGCUCACCCCGUGUGCUGUUCAGCACCCAGCCCCCACCCACCUCUUCGGACACUCUGGAUCUGGACUUCCAGGCCCAUGGUUCAAUCUCCUUCAACAGGACUCACAGGAGCAAGCGCUCAUCCACCCACCCAGUCUUCCACAUGGGGGAGUUCUCGGUGUGUGACAGUGUCAGUGUGUGGGUUGGAGAUAAGACCACAGCCACGGACAUCAAGGGCAAGGAGGUGACAGUGCUGGGCGAGGUGAACAUUAACAACAGUGUAUUCAAACAGUAUUUCUUUGAGACCAAGUGCCGAGCCCCCAAUCCUGUUGAGAGUGGAUGCCGGGGCAUUGACUCCAAGCACUGGAACUCAUACUGCACCACGACGCACACCUUUGUCAAGGCGUUGACAACAGAUGACAAGCAGGCUGCCUGGAGGUUCAUCCGGAUAGACACAGCCUGUGUGUGUGUGCUCAGCAGGAAGACUGCAAGAAGAGGCUGACUUGCCUGCAGCCCCCUUCCCCACCUGCCCCCUCCACACUCUCCUGGGCCCCUCCCUACCUCAGCCUGUAAAUUAUUUUAAAUUAUAAGGACUGCAUGAUAAUUUAUCGUUUAUACAAUUUUAAAGUCAUUAUUUAUUAAAUUUUCAAAGCAUCCUGUGUA
Messenger RNA from Grammomys surdaster, 1044 nucleotides. It is a transcript of the gene Ngf, whose product is annotated as nerve growth factor. Gene Ontology annotation, molecular function: growth factor activity; nerve growth factor receptor binding. The record is from RefSeq and is a predicted model, not a curated record. The transcript has 3 exons. Bases 158 to 883 code for a protein of 241 amino acids. Gene Ontology annotation, biological process: positive regulation of peptidyl-serine phosphorylation; nerve growth factor signaling pathway; memory. NCBI's taxonomy places the organism in Eukaryota, Metazoa, Chordata, Mammalia, Rodentia, Muridae.